Molecule: messenger RNA, 3875 nt
Organism: Hydra vulgaris (swiftwater hydra)
Lineage: Eukaryota; Metazoa; Cnidaria; Hydrozoa; Anthoathecata; Hydridae
Source: RefSeq, a predicted model, not a curated record
GUAAAUAUAUAUACUCAAGAGGUAAUCCACUGUUAUUCAGGGUGGUAGCCCUCUUUCAGAAGAUAUCAGGAGGUAAUCCACUGUUAUUUAGUGUGGUAGCCCUCUCAAAAAAAGCAUGGAAUUCGACUAUGAAUGCUUAGAAGAACCAAAUUGGCCAACAAUUCCAAGUGCAUCUGCUGAAGUUACCAAAAACAUGCAUAAAUGGUGUGGCAAAAUAUCAUAUAUUGUUUCAGACCUUUUAAAACGACUUAAAAUUUUUGAAGAUGAAAAGAUAAAUAACUUAACAGCAACAACAAAUAAACCAACAACAAUAUUCACAUAUGCACAAGCAACAUCAAUUCAGAAAAAUCAAUUAAAACCAAAAGAAACUGAAGUGGUAAUGAUGGCAAAAAUUACAAACGAGUUUAAUAACAAAAAAAGAAUUGAAAACAACAUCGUUAUAAGCGGAGUUGCUGAUCAUACUACUUUAGACAAACAAGUUAAUGAAGAAAAUGAUAAACAAACCAUUGAAACAAUAUUAAAAGCAAUUAAACCAGAUUUUUCAAUAACAAAUGCAAAAAGAAUACUUCGAUUAACUAAUAAAGCUAAAAGACCAGAAGGACCACCUGACCUUAUCUUAGUUGAAUUGGAGAACAAAGAAACUCAAAAUUUUAUAAUUAAAAAUUCCAAAAAGUUAAAGGACAGUACUAACUUCAAAAAUAUUUUUAUUAAUAAAGACAAAACAGCAAAUGAGAGAUUGUUCGAAAGUGAACUCAGAAAAGUUAGAAAUACUAGAAAUGCAGCACUUACUCAAGAGGUUGAGGGAACAAAUGGGAGGCAACGAUACAAUAUGCACAAUGGAAAAAAAUAUUAUUGGGGUAUACGAUCAGGUGAACUCAAAUGGAUCGAAAUUAGAUCAACAUAAUUUACAUAUAAAAAUUAAAAGAACCUCUGCAUUAAACUUGGGUAUCCAAAAUGUUCAAUCUGCCAUGAAAAAAUCUGCUAUCAUUCAUGAUAUAGUGCAAAAUCAUUCUCUAGAUAUUUUUAUACUCACUGAAACUUGGAUAAAGUCAGACGACCCUACCGCAAUUAAAGAAGAUAUGGCCCCACCAGGCUUUAAAACAAUUCAAUACUGCCGAUCAGAUCAUCGUGGAGGAGGCGUUGCGAUAGUCUAUAGAGACAACUUGAAUAUCAAGCCACUCUCAUUAUCAUCUACCUGUCUGUCUUAUGAACGUACAUCAGCUAAACUAAACCUGGCAAAUACUAUCUACAAUAUUGUUGCUAUUUAUCGAUCAAAUCCAAUCAUUCCAACAAACGUUUUCUUUUUCGAAUUAUCUGAACUCCUAGAGGAACUUCAAACAUUAUCUGGAGAAAUACUUCUGUGUGGUGACUUUAACUGUCCAGGUACUACUCCCAUAACCUGCAAUUCAAAACUUAAUGAGAUUUUAGAGACCUACAACAUGAUACAACGAGUUCAAUCUCCAACUCGCAUAUCAUCUACUACUGGUAUAGCCAACUUGCUUGAUCUUAUAAUAAAUCGACAUGAUGAUAUUUCACUCAAGAGUAUCCAAGUAACUGACGAGGGUAUUUCAGAUCACUAUAUGAUUCGGGUAGAACUUUAUCAUCAACCUUCAAAUACUAAAACUGUUUGGUUUUCAAAACGAAACUUUAGAAAACUAAACUUGUCAUGCUUUAUAAAAAAAUUGCAAGUGAUGCCAUGUUGCUUAUCACCUGAAAACAAUGUGGAUGAUUAUGCUGAACAAAUAAGAUCAAAUAUAACAACUGUUCUUGAUCAUUUAGCACCCAUUCGAAAAUAUUCAAUGCGAAUUGGUAAACACGAUGAUCAAUGGUUAUCUUCAGAUGCCAAGAAUAAAAAAAUCAGGCGUCGUAAACUGGAACGUUGUUAUAGAAAAACUGGUAGUUUAUCAGAUAAAAAAUUAUAUCGAACUGCAUGCCGUGAGGCUGCAGCAGCAAUUCACGAAUCCAGAUGUAGUCAUUAUAGGGCGAAACUAAAUUCAGCAUACGGUGAUCAAAAAGAAACAUGGAACAUUGCCAAGAAAUUACUACAUUCGAAUAGUUCUAAAACUAAUAACACAAUACCAGAAGCAAAAUGCGAUAUAAUAAGUCAAUAUUUCAUACGCAAACUCGAAAUUAUAAAGAACACUAUCCAGGAAAGGCUUGCAAAAACUCCAAUAUUUAAAUUUAUCUCAGAGUUAUCUCCCCCUGUAGAUAUUUUAACCACAUUUGGUACAGUCACACCUAAAGAUGUGUCGAAAAUAAUCAAAACUCUCAAAUCUAAGACAUCGCCACUUGAUAUUAUUCCAACAAACAUCCUUAAAUCUUGUUCAGAAAUAUUCAGUCCAAUUAUAGCUCACCUUGCUGACCUCUCAUUCAAAUCCGGAAUUUUCCCAACCUCAUAUAAAGUUGCUCAAAUAACGCCGAUUCCCAAAAAAUCAGGACUAGCAGAAUUUGACCUAACAAAUCUACGCCCCAUAUCAAAUCUCAAUACAAUUUCGAAAAUUCUUGAAAAGCUUGCUUUAUCUCGUCUUCGUCCACAUGUAACAUCAUCUGUCAACUUCAAUCCUCUACAAUCUGGUUUUAGAUCUUAUCACUCAACCGAAACAGCACUCUUAAAGAUAUGCAAUGACAUCCUGCUAAACAUUGAUGAUGGUUUGACCACUAUUCUCCUAUCUCUGGACAUAUCUUCAGCAUUUGAUACAAUUGAUCACAGCCUGCUGAUUACCCGUAUUAAGAAUGAUUUGGUGUCACAGAUAUUGCAUUAAAAUGGCUAACAUCAUACUUGCACUCUCGAAAAUCUUUUGUUUCUAUUGGAUCAUCAAAUUCUAGACUAAUAGCAAGUUCAACAGGAGUACCACAGGGUAGUGUAUUAGGCCCAUUUCUAUUUUCCAUUUUUGUUUCACCUAUAUAUCGUAUUAUAGCUAAAUUUGGUACAAAUCAUCAUCAAUAUGCUGAUGAUACCCAACUUUAUACUUUCCUCAGCCCUGGCAAAGAUAGCAUCAGCAAAAUCACUGAGUGUGCUAAUGCAGUUACAACAUGGUUUCUAGAAAAUGGACUUCUGCUUAAUCCAAAUAAAACAGAAGCUAUCUUAUUUGGAUCUAGAAAACAAACUAGCAAAUAUAAAAAUGAUUUGAAUAUUGCGUUUUCUGGAACCACAAUAACUACAAUAAAUUCAGUAAAAAUCCUUGGAGUCAUCCUAGAUUCAAAGCUCUCUAUGGACAACCACAUAAACAAUAUUAUUAAAUCCUGCAAUUACCACAUUCGUGCACUUCGCCACAUUCGUCCAUGUCUGACCAAAGAAGCUGCAAACAUAAUUGCUUGUGGCAUCGUUAACUCUCAGCUUGACUAUUGUAACAGCAUUUUAUUUGGCACUUAUCAAAAAAAUAUUAAAAAACUCCAACGAAUUCAAAAUAACUUAUCUCGUAUUGUUUUCCAUUCUCCUUUCCAUUUAAAAUCAGAAAUAUUGCUGAAAUCUCUUCAUUGGUUACCAAUACAUCAAAGAAUAAUCUAUAAAAUAUCAGUUAUCACAUAUAAAAUUUUAUUAUCAAAAUCUCCUGCAUAUUUAUUUGAACUCCUAGAAGUCCGAACUUCAAAACAAAAUACAAGAUCAUUAGACAGUUGCCAACUUACACGUCGUCAACAAAAAACCUCCUUAGGCUCAAAAUCUUUUUGUAUGGCUGCACCUCGAAUUUGGAAUGGUUUAUCUUUGAACACGCGAAACUCAACUUCUAUAGAAACAUUCAAAAAAAGACUAAAAUAUGAACUUUUUAUGAACUCUUUUUCAGACUCAUAGUUUACUUGUUUAGUGCUUCUGAAUUACUUCAUCACUAUUGUGAUUGUUGUAAAUAAUGGCACUUUAAUCUCUAAUUAUUAUUAUU